UCAGAUCCACUGAGGGCUAUAAAGAGCAGCGGCAGCAGGGUCCAGGUGUUAACAGGUCAACCUGCAGGCUGGAAACAUGACUUUCUUUAAGUGCACCCUCGGUCUCCUUCUCGUCCUCGUGGUCUCUGACUGCUCCUGGGCUGAAGACAAGGAUUUGUCCGUCUCUGAGCUCCUGUGGAGGGCCAACAAGGAUGUUGUGCACACGAAGGACGAGCCCUUGGUCAUGGAUGACAUUGCGUAUGAUGAUGAAAACGAGAGGAACGCUGAUCCAUGCACCUCCAACGGCUGCAUGUGGGGAAAGUCCGCCGAUGGAAAGGUCUACGUUCCUUACGUCAUCGCCACACAUUUCUCUUCUCGAGAGCGCUCCAUCAUCGAGCGUGGGCUCUCGUCCUUCACCAGCGUCUCCUGCAUUCGCUUUGUCCAACGCACCAGCCAGAGAGACUACCUCAACAUCCAGUCCAACAACGGCUGUUACUCCUACGUGGGUCGCCGUGGUUACUCCCAGACGGUGUCUCUGGACCGCCAGGGCUGCCUCUACCACAACACGGUCCAGCACGAGCUGCUCCACGCCCUCGGCUUCAACCACGAACAGUGCCGCUCCGACAGGGACCAGCACAUCCGGAUCCUGUGGCAAAACAUCCAGUCCGGCUGGGAGUACGCCUUCGACAAGAUCAACACCCUGAACCUGAACACUCCCUACGACUACAACUCCGUCAUGCAGUACCACAGGUAUGCCUUCUCCGGAAACAACCAGCCCACCAUGGUGCCUAUCCCCAACGCCAACGUUGAAUUCGGCACGGGCAAGGAGAUGAGCAAGAACGACAUCAGCAGGCUGAACAAGCUGUACAAAUGUUAAACACACACGUUGGGUUUUUGUGUACUUCUGUCGCUGUAAGUGUUUCCUUUUACAUCGAAUUU
Molecule: messenger RNA, 918 nt
Organism: Etheostoma cragini (Arkansas darter)
Lineage: Eukaryota; Metazoa; Chordata; Actinopteri; Perciformes; Percidae
Product: high choriolytic enzyme 2-like
Exons: 7
Coding region: 77-856 (259 amino acids)
Biological process (GO): proteolysis
Molecular function (GO): metalloendopeptidase activity; zinc ion binding
Source: RefSeq, a predicted model, not a curated record